Molecule: messenger RNA, 1624 nt
Organism: Nematolebias whitei (Rio pearlfish)
Lineage: Eukaryota; Metazoa; Chordata; Actinopteri; Cyprinodontiformes; Rivulidae
Product: fibroblast growth factor 14-like
Exons: 5
Coding region: 1-657 (218 amino acids)
Biological process (GO): positive regulation of gene expression; positive regulation of cell population proliferation; regulation of cell migration
Cellular component (GO): cytoplasm
Molecular function (GO): growth factor activity; fibroblast growth factor receptor binding
Source: RefSeq, a predicted model, not a curated record
AUGCGGUUUAUUUGGAACAAGCUUUUCUGCAAAGGAUCGCAUAUGCUGCAGUGUCUUUGUGGCAGGAGCCUCAAGAAGAACAAGAACCCAACUGAACCGCAGCUGAAGGGCAUCGUGACCAGGUUGUUCUGCAGGCAGGGCUUUUAUCUCCAGAUGGGCCAGGAUGGAAGUCUGGAUGGGACCAAAGAUGACAGCACCAACUCCUCUCUGUUUAACCUAAUUCCUGUGGGUCUGAGAGUCGUGGCCAUCCAGUCGGUCAAGACUGGCCUCUACAUCGCCAUGAACGGAGAGGGUCAUCUCUACUCCUCGGAACUGUUUACAGCUGAGUGCAAGUUUAAAGAGUCUGUGUUUGAGAACUACUACGUGAUCUACAGCUCGAUGCUCUACAGACAGAAGGAGUCAGGCCGGGCCUGGUUUCUGGGCCUCAAUAAAGAGGGACAGAUUAUGAAAGGCAACAGGGUCAAGAAGACCAAACCAGCUGCUCACUUCCUGCCUAAACCCAUAGAAGUUGCAAUGUACCGAGAGCCAUCGUUACAUGAUGUAGGAGAGGCGGUGCCUAAACUCGCAGGGGGCCCGCCUUCCAAAAGCACAACCUGUGAGCCCGUGGUCAUGAAUGGGGGAAAACCCGUCAGUAAACCCAGCAAGGAGGAGACAUAACCUCACACGACAUUUCAGUCCCACCCUUUGGCCGACUGGAGGCUAGGAAAAGCCACAGACAAAAAAAAAAAAGAACUGCAACAAAAGGUAAUAAAGCAGAGAUGAGCUCUAACUGGACUGUUGUGGGGCUGAAAGUCUCACCUUGCCUCCCCCUCCUGGACAGUAUUGUGGAGCAGCACCGGAGGGACUGCAAUACAGGAAACGAUUUGCCAGACAUAUCUUUCUGAACUGGGACACUGGCGUAUGUUCUCACACGAGUCAGGAGGACAAACACAAACCUGAAAAAAAACGCCAUUCUCACUUUUCUUUUUCCACCCCGUCUUCUAGCGUUUCCAGGUACGCUCGCUGGCUGGAGGCCGCGGACACACAUUAACACCAACUCCACUCGAAAUCGACCGCUUGGAGUCGAUCUUUAAGUACAUUAAAAGCAUCAGCAAACAGGGCGUUCUAAAUACCAAACACUGAUGAUUCAGAGAAAGCUUAGUCAUCAACCAAUUAACAUUUGGAACCGAAUGUUCUCCAUGAAAAUUACAACAAAGUGCACGGGGAAAUCUCACCUCUCCCUUAUUAUUGUUAUUAUUAUUUAUCUCUCGCUGUUCGUCCCAUAAAAAUAAACCGCAGUCCCACAACUUUCACAACACGAACACGAGCCUAGAGGUCAGCCAACAAGAGCAGUUCCCACAUAUUCCCAACUUGUAGCAACGAGGAGAGCAUCUGAGGGUUCCCGGAGUCUGAGCAGCACGGUAGCAGUGUUCUCACAGAGUAGCAGACCUUAUGAGACGAGGAGCUUUUAUACUUGAAAACUAACGAAGGAAUCAGGGUAUUAUUGCGCGAAGGUCAACGCCAGUGACGACCGGUUGCUGUGAGUUAGAGCCUGUGUAAUUGGGACUUUUAAAAAUUCACAAUUAUUCACGCAAUCUUCUCACAUUUUUCCAAUAUUCCCAUCGUUAACCAAAGGUUCAACGGU